Penicillium longicatenatum is the source of this 1323-nucleotide messenger RNA. RefSeq names its product putative extracellular protein. The coding region runs from base 1 to 1323 and encodes 440 amino acids. Lineage: Eukaryota; Fungi; Ascomycota; Eurotiomycetes; Eurotiales; Aspergillaceae. The transcript has a single exon. The record is from RefSeq and is a predicted model, not a curated record.
AUGAAGGGUGCGCUUCUUUGCAGCUUGCUGGCCAGCACGGCUACGGCCCACAUGCAAAUGAUGAAGCCCUACCCCAUCCGCAGUCCAUUGAACAAGGAUGCCAAGGGCCAAAAGGACUAUUCAUACACCAACCCACUGCAAGCCUCCGGCUCAGACUACCCUUGCAAGGGCUAUGCCAAGGAUGAUUUCGACUCGCAGGCCACCUACCAGCAAGGCCAAUCCUACACGAUGGAGUUGGACGGCAGCGCAACCCACGAUGGUGGUUCCUGCCAACUUGCUCUGACAUACGAUCAAGGAGAGUCCUUCAAGGUCAUCGAGUCAAUGCUCGGUGACUGUCCGAUUGCCAAAAAGUAUGACUUCCAGAUCCCGUCUGAUGCUCCUGAUGGUCAGGCACUUCUUGCCUGGACCUGGUUUAACAAGGUCGGCAACCGUGAAAUGUAUAUGAACUGCGCUAUGGUCACCAUCGGCGGUAAUGCAAAUGCCAACGAGACCGAUGCCGAUGCCGAGACCCAGAGCACCAAGCACAGGCCCAACAAGCCUCAGGAGAAGAAGGUCUCUCACCCACCCAUGGCUCUGGCCGCCCACCAGGGCGAAAAGGCGAGCCAGCGUGGGGCCAAGUCCCAGAAGCAGCAGGCCAGCUUUGACAGUCUCCCUGCACUCUUCGUCGCCAACGUCGAUCAGGAGGGCAAGUGUGUGACCAUUGAGGGCGAGUCUGUUAACUUCCCAAAGCCUGGUGACAAUGUUGUGGGCCAGACUGAUGGAAAGGGCGAUGGUUACAAGUGCAGUGGCAGCGCUCCCUUCCUCGACAGCAGCAAGGAUACCAGUGACUCGACUUCCAAGGACAGCAAGGAUACUAGUGACUCGACUUCAAAAGACAACACCAACUCGAAGGUCGACAAGUCAACCAAGACUUCGACCCAAGACAAGGCCAACAAGGGUUCCAAGACCAACGCUGAUUCGACCCAGACCAAGACCAACACAGAUUCAAACAAGGCUAAGCCCACCGAUUCCAAGGAUUCCAAGGCCAACUCCAAGGACGCCAACAAGAACGCUACUCGCAGCACCCCUCAGUCCAUGUCCAAGGUUGCCCAAGCUUUUGGUACCUCCGGUGCUGCCGACCCCCGCGUCGUGGCCACCGAUGCUAGCACCAACAACGCUUUCUCCAGCUACGUUGGUGGCUUCACUUGCACAUCGGGCGAGAUUAUUUGCGCUCCUGAUGGAUACAGCUGGGCCAUGUGCUCCAACGGCGCUCCCAUCUUCAUGGGCUCUGUCGCUGCUGGCAUGACCUGCCGCCUUGGCGCCAUGGUCGCCGCUCCCUGGUAA